Molecule: messenger RNA, 4415 nt
Organism: Cylas formicarius (sweet potato weevil)
Lineage: Eukaryota; Metazoa; Arthropoda; Insecta; Coleoptera; Brentidae
Gene: Sik3
Product: serine/threonine-protein kinase SIK3
Exons: 16
Coding region: 112-3852 (1246 amino acids)
Biological process (GO): microtubule cytoskeleton organization; protein phosphorylation; intracellular signal transduction
Cellular component (GO): cytoplasm
Molecular function (GO): tau-protein kinase activity; protein serine/threonine kinase activity; ATP binding
Source: RefSeq, a predicted model, not a curated record
CGGUUGUGGUGAGAUCUACACGCGAAACGGCGUACUAGAUCCGCGGACGGCGAUCCAGUGGUCGCUGAAGAUUGCGGUGUCGCGGCCGUGAUAUUCCUCGUGUGUGCGAAAAUGUCCGCGAAAACGUUUCCCGUGGAAAAACUGGUCCGUGUCGGCUACUACGAACUGGACAAAACGAUCGGCAAGGGCAAUUUCGCGGUGGUCAAGUCGGCGACACACAUCGUCACCCGUACCAAGGUGGCGAUAAAAAUAAUCGACAAGACCGUGCUGGACGAGGAGAACCUCACGAAAAUAUUCCGGGAAACGGCGAUCCUGAAAAAACUGAGGCACCCGCAUGUCACCCGCCUCUACCAGCUGAUGGAGACCAAACAGACCAUCUAUUUAGUAACGGAGUACGCCAGCAACGGCGAGAUUUUCGACCAUCUGGUUGCCAAGGGCCGUAUGGCUGAGCCCGAAGCGAAACGAAUCUUCAGCCAGAUAGUUUCGGCCGUCAGUUACUGUCACGAGCAGGGCGUCGUUCACCGGGACUUGAAGGCAGAGAAUUUGCUCCUCGACCACAAUUUUAACAUCAAGCUUGCCGAUUUCGGCUUCAGUAAUCAAUUCAGCGAGGGCUGCGCCCUUUCGACCUUCUGCGGCUCGCCCCCCUAUGCCGCCCCCGAGCUGUUCCUCGGGCUGAAAUAUGAUGGGCCAAAGGCGGACGUUUGGAGUUUGGGCGUGGUCAUUUAUGUGCUGGUGUGCGGUUCUUUACCGUUCGACGGUCCCACGCUCCAAGCCCUCCGAAACGUGGUCAUCGAGGGGAAAUUUCGGAUACCCUAUUUUAUGUCGCAAGAUUGCGAACACCUCAUACGUCACAUGCUGGUGGUCGACCCCGAGAAGAGGCUCACCGUGACCCAAAUUCUCAAGCACCGGUGGCUGAGCGACGCGGAGGCGCCGCUGGAACUGGACGCCGAGGAGGACCAACGGCUCAACGACACUGUCAUAGAGCACAUGCUUCAGUUGCCGGGGCUGGACAGGGCCGCGGUGGCCAGAUCUCUGGAAACCAACUCUUUCGAUCACAUCUACGCCAUCUACCAUCUGCUGCUCGACAAACUUAAGCGGCGCACCAUGAAUUUCCAGAGCAAAGUCGCCGCCAGGCAAAGGAAACGGCCGGAGGCGUGCGAGUCGUCCUUCCUCUCGGCGAACGUCAACGAACGCAGCGAGUCGUUCAACGAGCGACUGUCCUCGCCGGGCACCCCCGCGGACGAUAGACUGAACUCGUUCCAAUCUCCCACUUGGAGAAGGGAAAGCUUUAACGAGAACUGCCUGAGGGGCGAGCCGCCGUUCGGGAUCGCCGCGGAACGCCGCCGGUCGUUUAACGACGGCGAGGAGGUCGGCUCGCCAUUCGUGUCGAUGCCUGCGAUACCCGCCGUUUAUUUGGCCGACGGCGACGGCGAAGGCGGCGAACAGCAACCCCUUGAGAAAUUCGGCGAGAUGGACCUGGACCAAGGCGAGGAUACGUGCUCGUUGGCGAUACCGUCAGCGUCGACGGGCUACGGUUCCUCGUCCGGCGACAAGUACCUCACCGCGAGACGUCACACGGUCGGACCCGGCGACUGCGCCCACGAACAGGUACUCGAAAACCAUUACAUGGGCGUGCCCGUGUCCGAGGGCUCCGGACCGAACCCGUACGGGAACCUCCAUUUGCCGGCCCUCGCCCACCAGAAUCCACGCUACUUUAGCGGCAAAGAUCCCCACCUGCUGAAGCCGCCGACUGUCUUAAGCGCCGCCGGGGGCUUCGGAAGGCGGGCUUCCGAUGGCGGGGCCAACUUGCACAUGUCGUGGGGCGCGCCCGGUUCCCACGAGCACCUGUCGAUGAUGUCGAAUAGCUCGAGCGGCAACCCGAGCAGCCUAAGUAGCGGGACGGCGGGGCAGGCGCUCGACCACGCCCAGCUCGACGAACUGGCCGCGGCCGCGAGGUAUCUUCAGGGCCGCGGCAACACCAAGAGGCACACGAUGGCCAACCCGGAGGACGUACACUCGCUGCAGGCGACGACGUCCGCGGCGUCGGGCGGACGCACGCGCAGGACCGGCCUCUUAACCGUGACCGAAAGACCGCCGGUAAUACCGCCCGAAGUCGUGAUGGAGGUCGAGGCGCGCAUGCGCCGCAACUACAUGCCGUCGCUACUGCCGCAGCAGCGUAAGCAUAGCAGACACGUUAAGCCCCAAUUGCCCACGGUGCAGGAACUGCAGGGUCGCGAGCAAAAGUCGGCCGAACGAUUCUCGCCUGUGAGGCGGGGCAGCGAGGGAUCGGCGAGCGGAUGCCGGAACCUGAGCCCGUCCACGCCGCAGCAGGAGUGCCAGCGGCUGCAACGCGGCCUCCAGAACCGGUCCAGCCCGCCCAGAUCUAUACCGGGUUCGCCGAUUCACCAAAUGAUGUCGGACCCGGCGCUGCGGCACCAGCUCGCUUCCGAAGGGGCGUCCCCUAUUCACCAGUUUUACCCGGCGUCGAUUGGCGUGGACCCGACGCUGGGCCUGCCGCCCGAGAACUACAUACCGGGCGCGUUGGGCGGCUACGACAGGAGUCCCCUGCACGGGGGCGGCGGGGGAGGACAGCUAUUUUCACCGGGUCUAAGUAUGUUUCCCACCGGGACGUCUCAGAUUCUUAACCCCCUGCUGAGUCAGUCUCCCGCCUACGGCUGCGCGUCGACCGGCAGCGGCGGCACCAGCUUGUCCUCGAUUACGCAAGGUUUGAGCGGUUUGAACACGGCCGGAGGAUCGAUCACGCAGGGCACGCCUUCGGUUAGUCUGCAACUGGGGUCCGUCGUCCACGACGACAAAAUGGACACCGGUCCGAUAUCGCUCGGCUCGUAUCACCUUCACCAGGUGCCCCAUCAUAUGCACGUGCUGAACGUGCACGGUCACCGGAGUCUCACCAACUCGCCGAUCAGCAAUCCGGGCAGCCCGGGGCUCGACAUGAUCCAGGAGGAGGCGUCUUCGCAGCAUCCGCAGGCGAAGGCCGAAGGCCACCCGCAGAUAUCCGUCACGGACGUGUUGGGCAGCGAAGUGACCCUCGUGGCCGGCUCGGACACGUCCGAGGACUCGAUGGACAGUCUGGAAAAUCACCGGGUGUCGAAAAUCCCGUCGUUUAUAAUAUCGGAACCGUCGGAGAACACGCCGAGCAUCACGAGGGGCAUCGGACGCAAGACGAGUCAAGAGGGCGAGCCUAGGACGACGGAGGAGCAGCAGCAGCAGCCGCCGCCCCCCCAACCCGACGAGUUUUUUUUAAGAAGGAACUCCUGCUACUCGGACGACUCGCUCUCCAACGACAGCCUGAGCAUCGGCAACCAGAGUCCGAGUAGUAGCUCGAACACUCAGUCGAGCCACGCGUUCGAUAACGAAUUCCGGCACCGGAGCGUCGAUUCCGCCCAGUUAAACAGGGAACUGUGCAACGCGGGGGGCCAGGCGCAAAACUUUCAGAUAUUUCAGAACCUGAAACUGACAUUGAACGAAACGUCGGGCCGUUUCGUGGACGAGGCGCGCGCGUCUUUCUCCGCCCACCCGGCGACCCUGCACAAGAACUCUGGCAGUUUCGAGUUGGAACUGAGCGACGUUUGCUCGCGCCUCCACUCCAACGACAUCCUCGAGAUGGUGAAGAAGACCAUCAACGACCAGAUACCGCCCAAGCAGCUGGUCAGCUCGCAGGACGUCUCCGACCGGCUGAGCCUCGAGUACGAGGGCGGCAUCCAGAUCGAACUCAAGAUCGUCGACAAGCAGAAGCACUCGAAGGGGCUCAAGAUGCGUCGGAUAUCGGGCGACCACCUGAUCUACAACCAGCUGUGCCAACAGCUCAUCUCGUGCAUGACGGUGUCUUAGCGUCUUGGCGACGACGCGGCGUCGGUGUAGGUCGCGGGGGGUCCCCAAAACACAUUCCAUUUGAUGGUAUUUGCAUCCUGAAUUUUACGUCGACUGAUUGCGCGCAUUUUGUAAAUACGUCACCAUUUUGUAAAUAGCGAAGAAACUCACCCUCGCCCCUCCCGCCAUUAUUUCACAGGACAAGGUUGGCGGAACUCGUAAUUUCUAACUUCCGUUUGGCUAUCUAGCCUCGCGAGCGCCCCCCUGUAUAUUUUUUUUACCGACAAAUAUUGUAAAUAUAUACAUAAACGCUCUUUUCAAGCAUUCCUAUGAAGGCGGGCUCGGCCCCGCCUCCCAUUAUAUUGUAAUAAUCGCCUAGCACAAAUUAAAAAAACAUACUAUAGCAGGUAGGCUAGUGACAGCGAUAGGUUUAAGACUUUUUACUAUAUUAUAAGAGCCCGCCUCACCGCGUCUCAGAUUUCACAUCAUUUUCCGGGCGACGGAAAUUAUUUCCGGCAUUUACAAAAAAAAGAUGGAUAAUAUUUUUCUGUCAAUUCGAAUCUGUGAUGUCAAUAAAUAAUCUG